Messenger RNA from Polistes canadensis, 861 nucleotides. RefSeq lists its product as uncharacterized. The record is from RefSeq and is a predicted model, not a curated record. Bases 415 to 696 code for a protein of 93 amino acids. NCBI's taxonomy places the organism in Eukaryota, Metazoa, Arthropoda, Insecta, Hymenoptera, Vespidae. The transcript has 2 exons.
UUGAUUGCGUUUGGCCAUCGUUCGAAUCUUCUGCUAGCUCGUUACUGGCGCCCCAACCUUACGCGCGUAUUAUACGAACAGGAGAUGGCCUGGAUGCCUUUUUUCGUCGUUUACCGUUAUCGUGGAAGAAGAACUUAGGUUCUGCGAUCACGAAGCUAAUGCUUAUUUCUCUUGUGUCCCUUCACGAGCGCCUGUCUAAUCGAACCAUUUUACCGAACACGCCGAGGCUUUUAUCAUAAUAUACAUUAUUUUUUACGAAUAACUUAUUUUAACCGCGCCUGUUUUUGUGGAAAUCGAUCGAUUCUUCUACUUCUGUGAGAUUGCUUCUUUCGUUUAUAAAACAUUCCUGUUGCACGUGCUUCUCGUGUCAAGGACGAGAAUCGAAAGCGAUUAACGCCAAGCCAGAUUUAAAAGAUGAAAGUGACAAUUACGUUAUUUGCUUUAAUAUUCGUAUGUUUGAGUAUCGUGCAGGUCGAAUGUCGAUCUAAGAAAACGAAACAAUUGUCGUUACAAAGUAAGGAGACUAAUCCGGUGAAUUUUAUAAGGUUGCUCGUGAUGAGACUAGUUUUUGGUGUGGCUACAUCGAUGGGAUUAGGUGAAAAUAUUUCUGGUGUUCUUGGAGGAAUAUUCGUACCUCCUGGCGCGGAAGAUUAUGCCGACUAUGCUGACGACGAUCUGAUCCCUGAUCUAUUCUAAUGAAAACUGAAAUGAUCUGCAUUUUAAGCACAAGGAUAUAUGUAUAAUACGCGUUUUUUUAAAUAUUUAAUUACUAAUUUAUUUAUUAGUUAUAAUAGUCGUGUAUAUGUACGUACGUAUGUAUGUAUUUUGUGAUUAACAUCGACUUGACGACGGCAAAGAAAA